AUGGACGAUUUACUGGACCUGGGCGAGGAGAGACGUCGCAGCUCGGCCACCUCCGGGGCCAAGAUGGGACGCCGAGCUCAACAGGAGUCCACUCAGCCUGAGAAUUCCUUCAACAGCAAAAAUUCUUCAUUGACUCAGACUGCAGAGCCUCUUCUCCAAUCGGCGGGUGGGCUGAAGGAUGCCUCUGAUAACGUCGCCAAACAGGGAUGCAGGGAAUUCGAUUCGGAGCUGCUCACAAGGAAUGCGUUCUCCACUCUUCAUAGUUAUGUCAUGCUUCGGAUGCCUGGGCUCCGGCUCUCCCUCUGGGUGGGCAGAUCAACCAGGGGUCCUGGUCAUCAUGCUGCCUACUGUGCUGCCCCACCUCUCCUUGCAGAUAUUCCUGUGAUCCCAGAUCUGGAAGAUGUGCAGGAGGAAGACUUUGUGCUGCAGGUGGCAUCCCCUCCGAGCAUCCAGGUAAACCGAGUGAUGACCUACCGUGACCUGGACAAUGACCUCAUGAAGUACUCAGCCUUUCAAACUUUGGAUGGAGAAAUUGACCUGAAACUCCUCACCAAAGUGCUGGCACCAGAGCAUGAAGUGAGAGAGGAUGAUGUAGGCUGGGACUGGGACCAUCUGUACACUGAGGUGUCCUCAGAGCUCCUCACAGAGUGGGACCUGCUGCGGGCAGAGAAGGAGGACCCUGUGGGACCAUCUAGGCACAUCUAACCCAGGAACGUCACUGCAUUUGAACAAAUGCAAGAAGUCUAAAACCAAGAGAGCUUGUGAACAGCGUACAAUUUUUAUACAGAAUAUUUUGUAAUAGAAUAUUUAUUUUCAGUUGGACACAUUGGAGCAUCCCACGUCAAUAAAUGACCUUAUUCUGUGAGCA
Grammomys surdaster is the source of this 868-nucleotide messenger RNA. It is a transcript of the gene Ift43, whose product is annotated as intraflagellar transport 43. The transcript has 7 exons. Lineage: Eukaryota; Metazoa; Chordata; Mammalia; Rodentia; Muridae. The coding region runs from base 1 to 705 and encodes 234 amino acids. Gene Ontology annotation, biological process: intraciliary retrograde transport. Gene Ontology annotation, cellular component: cilium; intraciliary transport particle A. The record is from RefSeq and is a predicted model, not a curated record.